Messenger RNA from Drosophila eugracilis, 5394 nucleotides. RefSeq lists its product as uncharacterized. Bases 167 to 4810 code for a protein of 1547 amino acids. NCBI's taxonomy places the organism in Eukaryota, Metazoa, Arthropoda, Insecta, Diptera, Drosophilidae. Gene Ontology annotation, cellular component: actomyosin contractile ring. The transcript has 8 exons. The record is from RefSeq and is a predicted model, not a curated record. Gene Ontology annotation, biological process: mitotic cytokinesis; septin ring organization; actomyosin contractile ring assembly.
UUUUGAUAAAGAAGAAGCGGCACAAAACGGAAAACAAUAAUGCAGGCAAGGCGUCGUUUUUCUUUUGAUUGGAAAACCACGAAGUAAAGCCGGAGUAGAAAGCGUGCAACGUGUAAAAGUGGAGCACAUGCAGCUGGUCUUAUCAGCUCCAUAAAUACAUAGAAAAAUGACCGCAACUUUUGCAGGCUCAAAGUUCUCCAAACAUGUUUUAGUGGACGAAGAAGAAGGGGAGGAGGACGAGGAGGAGGAUGAUUCCGCCGAGUCCGGUUCCACGUCGUCGUUCAGUUUGCAAGAGUGCAUCGACGAGUUCAGGGCACGCCGUAUCCGCAGGGUCUCUACGCAAAGUCGUGACUGCGAGACCAACAACAAUAACAACAACAUGCCGAGGCAAAUGCCUCGUAUCCGCAGAACCACGGAUGCGGACCUAAUCAACCAGAAUAGGUGCAACAAGGAACAGGAGCGAAAGGGGAAACCCUGCAAGAAUGGUUUCUGUUACUGCUUCACCAGCGACAGCGGUGAUUGUGGCUCCGCAGUGGCGCCACGUGACCAGCACGUGCGAUUACCACGGCGCAGCAGGCGAUCCGAGAACUCAAAGCCCGUAAAGCAGAACAAUCUGGGCAGCCACCGGCAGCAGGCGGACAAACGUCGUCAAAGCGAGCCGGCCAACAUAAAAUCAAGCUUCAAAACUCCUUUAACAGCAGUCAGUCGGUUGAGAGCCGUUGGCGGCGAUGAUGAGCCGCUUAUCCACAUCAUCCAGGAGCUUCACGAAAACUGUGUGGUGUCCGAAGUUCGCGUUAACCGUCAAAAACUGUCAGCUACAGGCUCCAUCUGCCGUCAUAAAAACUCCCAAACCAUGAGAGAAAGUACCAAAACGCAAUCGUACGAACCCAUAGCCUACAAGCCCUCAGCUCCGGUUUUGUCAAACAUCAGCGAGCAGGAAUCAGCUGUGGAGGAGGAGCAGGAAAAGGAAGUGAUGGCCGCAGAGCCCUCGUGUCGUAUGAGCUCCCGCUCCCGGCGGAGUUCUGGAGCUGGUGGACGCCUGCUGCAAAAACGACUCUCGCAAGGUCAAGUCAGCUUCAAGGCACGCGAUUCACAGCUUCCGCCACCAAAACCACCUCGUCGGAGCUCUCAAAGUCUGGAUGGCAAGCAAUCGCAAACAUCGCUCACCUCCACGAAUCCUUCGGUACGGGAGGCGGAGCGAGUGCUUGACGAAUUUCUGCGCAAACGUGGCGUCCAGGUGCCCAUUAGAGAGUCUUCACGCAAAAAAGACAGUCAGCGAAGAUCCUUUCCCAUGGCUGAGGUGGAGAAACCCAGGAGCCAGAAACAUCUACCAACUUGCCCCUCCCUUAGCGACAUUGAGCGCGUCGUAGAGUCCAAGAAGGGCUCAAACUACGCCCGAAAUAUUCGGCAGGAAAGCACUCGGAAAAGUGUGCCCAACAAGGAGAUCAUUCUUGGCUGGACAGAGCCAAAGAUAAGUGAUAUGCUUAACUACAAAGAAAAGACGGGCGAGUUUAGGACCACAGCUGAACCGCAAGUGGCCAUUGGAUGGCAACUGCCGAAAGCACAGCCUCAACCUGUAGUGCCAAAAGUUUCAUUGGACACCGUGGACGGAAGUAUGAGCGAGAACCUUGUAUCCAAUAUGGUGCACAAGGACACGCCCAUAAAGUAUCCAAGUCGAAUUAAUACAUCAGGCGGCCAGGCCAGUCAGAAGUUCAUCUGGGGCGAGCAGUGGCGAAAUCUGUCCCCCUGGAAGGGUAACAAAUCAAAAGCCCUUGGCAAAAAGUCCAAGAACUUUCUGAAUAACUCCAAAAAGAAGAUCCUACGCUUCGUAUCUCCCAAGAAGUCGAAUCAACAGGAGAAUCCGAGGGAGGAUCAGAUCAGACCCGCACCCAAACAAUGCACUAUUGGAGUGCAGACUUCUACUUCGCAGCUGGAUCUGCAUUCACAUUCUCCGCCCGGCAGCUACCACUCACCAAUUCAGACCACGCCCUCUGGAACGACCACAUCUACACGGCAACAGUUGGACCCAGAGCAGCCCUACUUUGAUUUCGAACGGAAGGUAGAGACUCCAACGCCGCCGAAGAAGUUGCCUCGUGUUAACAGAGCUCGCAAGCUGGAUUUUCAAACUGAAGCAGCGCCCACCACAUAUCGUUCUUAUCACAAGGACCUUGAUCAGGACGUGACCAUCACCAAGAUGGGAUAUUUGCUGAGCAGCAUCCGAGCAAAGUUAGAGGCAAGUGAUGAGCGAGCAAUGAGAACAUUCCGGGACUGUUCCCGCUUCGAUCCCCUUGAACGAAGUCACCCUCAAACGGAAAGUUUCGACUGCACAGAUGGGCACAGCAGCCUGGUUACUACUUCGGUAGCCACAACACGGAUACAGCGUGAUCUCGACAGCGAACCUAUUUACUCGGAGAUCGAAGAGGAUUGCUUGCGGGUUAGAGGCAGUCCCCAUCACGAGGUUAAGACCGCAGCGCAGAUAAAAAACCGUACUCCGACUCCAACUGAGAGCUCUACGGCAUAUGUUGGUGGGUCCAUGCUAGAUCCGUACCCCUCGCCCGCUGAUCUCAGUGUCAUGUAUGCCAAAGUGCAAAAGACACCGAAGAACUCGCCACAAAUAAAGCCACUGAUUGUGCAGCCGCAGGUUAAUUUGGAGGAUAUUCCACCGCAGAUAACCCCUGAAGUUAUUCAGCAGUCUGUUACGCCUCCUGUUAUCCAACCUCAGGUCAUUGAUUUGGAUAAAGAAACUAGAAAAUCUAUUCAGGUAGCAUCGAUUCAACCACAUUUGCCUCCACCCAAUCAACCAGUGGCAUUGGGGCACUUUCUUCAUGAAUCCCUGAAGAGCGGAAACUUUUUCAAGUUCAUGCCUUUGCCAGAGGAACCGAGUGGUCCCAACGAGCAAUCCUGUUCGACCAGUCAAACUACUGAGUCCUCUGUGAUCAGACAGCCAAAACUGAAGUCGUCACCACCACUUAUCCAUCACUCCUUGAACAAUAUCAGCGAGCAGCAUUCACCCCCUAAGAAAAACCGAAAUCUCUCUCGGUCGGAACUCUCUCUGCAGCGCAGCGAAAUCUUCCUGGACAACCUGUGUCGUAGUGAGUUGGUACUGGAUCGCCUGGAAAAGGUGCCAAAUGAUUCCGUUUCGUAUGACAUGCCAAACGAGGGCGCCGAGGAGAUGUACGCGGAUUACAGCUUAGGUGAAGCGGGCAGUGUGGGUAGCUCUUUUGUGACCAAUGAUUAUGGCUCCGGAAAAAUUGAGCCGGAGCCAGCUAACCAAAGCACUCCGAAAAAGAAGCAGAUACAGCGGUUUACAACCAAGCCAUCGCGAAAUCUAACCAUUGAUGUAAACGAUGGCCCAGCCACUUCGUUGCGCCAAUAUGGACAGAAUCUUAGCUUCAGCUGCCCCACAACUCCUCAGCAGGCAGAGGCGUUGGGGUUGGUAAAACCUUCUGGCUUACACAACAGCAGCAGUUUGGGUGAACUAAUGCAGACGGUUCCUAUUCCCAGUGAAAGUCACCUGAUGUCUGUUAGCACUCUGGCUCGCUACCGCCUGCUGAAGAAUGUCCUUCGUCGAUCGUAUCGUAAGGGAAAGGACUUCCUCCUGGCGGAGAAGCAGAGGCUGACUCAGAGCCUCAAUCUUUCGAGAGAUCAGUCCAAUCAAACUGAAGGGGAGCUGGACAGCAGUACAUACUAUGCUAGCUUUAACCUGGAUUCCCUCAUGAAUGAGUCCUUAACCACCAAUGACCAGCUGGCUCAGGCUGUGAGUAUAUGUCGCCAGAUGCCGGAACUGGAGAUCUCUGCAGAGAUGGUGGAAGCAGAGAGACUGCUGCUGUUCUCCACCCUGCGAAAGUCAGCUCCUUUUGGAUGCCAACUAAACAAUCAAGCUUUGGCUGCAAGGAGGCAGUCCCAGUGCCUUCUGAUCGAUGCCAUGGAACUGCCAGUAAAGGCAGACGUCAACCAGGAUAUGUUCUUUAACUACCACUACAUCUGCACCUUUGAGUGCGGUGGACGCGUUCGGUCCACUCAAUCGGUGGAGUGCCAGAAUGGCUCCGCCUUCUUCCGGGACUGUGGUUUGGAGUUCUAUAGCGACGAAAAGGCGGAAUCGUUGGAGUUGCGCUGCCAGAUCUUUAUGCUGCGGCUACGCAAGGUAUCCACACUGGCUUUGGAGCCUGCCAAAUCACUGCGACGUGGCAGUGGGAAUUUAGGAUCAGCCAACUCGAGCUGCUCAGCGGGAUCUGGGGCUGAACAGAUCACCUCUCGUUUUCGCCUGCAUGCUUCUUUUAAAUUGCGAGCCAUGGACUUGGCACCUUUUCAACUGGUGGCCACUGAAUCGAGAUCCAGCGAUAAAAUCUGCCUGCGCAGCUCGCGAUCCUGGCAGAUGCCCUUAAGUACGCACACAAAAUCCACGAAUCUAGGACCGGCGAUAUCCAUUAUAGGGAGAGUGGAUUUACGGUUGCCCAAGUCUCGUUUCUCCGGCUAUUUAAACGUUCAGGAUCCAAAUAGCAAACACCACUGGAAUAGAAGAUGGUGCAGCCUGGAUGGCGUACGGUUAUCCGUAUGGCAGCAUGAAGAUAAUCUGGGUGAUGGUUCACCCCUUUUUACGCUGGAACUGCCAGGAUGCGGACAGUCCUUGGUAGAUGCAGCCCCACGUGAACUGUGUGCCCGGACCAGAAGCUUUUUGCUUCAGGGAAAAGAGUCUGAUUACGAAUCGGGAGUCUUCUUUGCGGCUGAUACUCAAUCGGAGCUCUUGGAAUGGCUUUCGCACUUAAAUAAGGCUCUGGACUUUGCCAGGCACUGGCUGAGUUCCUCCUGACAGCAGCUGCAUUCCCAACAAGUUUUUAUUUUUAUAUGUGUUCAAGUUUUCUAUUUAUAUUUGAUAAUAUUUAAGUUGUGUCCAAACAUUUCCAGAAUUUGUAAGCUAGAGUGUUUGCCAUGCAAACUUGCCAUUCGGAUCAACUCAAGUUUAAGAAUAGCUAGAUGUACCCGUUUUUUGCUUAGGUUUAAGUUCAAUUUGUGAGAAUUAACAUUCCUUGCCUUCGGGCUAAAUAGUCAUUGGAUCUGAACCAUCUAACCCCCGUGUUCUGUGGGCUUGCCGUUCACGUCACAACAACAACAGUUUAUUACAUACAUAAUUUACAUUGGCUACGAUACGUUGAUAAGAUACAGAUACGAUUAUAUAUUUGAUAUAGGUUACAAUAUGAUACACAAGUAUGUUUAUAUGCGCUGGUUGCCCCCGGUUAUCUGCGGAAUCGGUUAUCCAUGCUCACGUCCCCACAUCCUCACAUUCGUGCCUAGUUAGUGCCUACGCAUAGCUAUUACAUUUAAGUAUAUGUACUAUUUAAGCUGCUUUGUAAUUUCGUUUUCGUUUUCGUUUGCUCAUUACAGUGCAAAACAUAA